This is a messenger RNA of Vitis riparia (riverbank grape), 6765 nucleotides long. Its product is annotated as putative disease resistance RPP13-like protein 1. Gene Ontology annotation, biological process: defense response to other organism. Gene Ontology annotation, molecular function: ADP binding; protein binding. The record is from RefSeq and is a predicted model, not a curated record. The transcript has 22 exons. The coding region runs from base 121 to 3978 and encodes 1285 amino acids. Lineage: Eukaryota; Viridiplantae; Streptophyta; Magnoliopsida; Vitales; Vitaceae.
UAGCCACCGUCCUCAUCUUACCUCUUUCUUCUAAGGCCCAGGCUCUUCCUCGUUGAUUUGCAUCUGCUUUCUUUCAUUUUUCUCUGAUCCACUGUUCACUUUCCUUGCAAAUCAACAGACAUGGCCGGGGCUGUAGUAGGAGGAGCACUUCUCUCGGCUUCUCUCCAAGUUCUAUUUGACCGGAUGGCUUCUCGCGACGUCCUCACCUUCCUCCGGGAACAGGAACUCAGUGCUACCCUCUUAAGGAACUUGCAGCUGAAAUUGCUGGAAGUUCAGGCAGUGCUGAAUGACGCCGAGGCCAAGCAAAUCACGAAUUCAGCUGUCAAAGAUUGGGUCGAUGAGCUGAAAGAUGCUGUGUAUGAUGCGGAGGACCUGGUGGAUGAUAUCACCACGGAAGCUUUACGACGCAAGAUGGAGUAUGAUUCUCAAACUCAGGUACGGAACAUCAUCUUUGGUGAGGGAAUCGAGUCCAGGGUAGAGGAGAUCACUGACACACUAGAAUAUCUUUCACUAAAAAAAGAUGUUCUCGGGUUGAAAAAAGGCGUUGGAGAAAAUCUGUCAAAAAGAUGGCCGACGACUUCCUUGGUAGAUGAGUCUGGGGUGUACGGUAGGGAUGUUAACAGGGAGGAGAUAGUUAAGUUUUUGUUGUCCCAGAACGCAAGUGAGAAUAAGAUAAGUGUGAUCGCCCUGGUGGGUAUGGGCGGUAUUGGAAAGACCACACUUACUCAGCUGGUCUAUAAUGACAGGAGAGUGGACAUAUAUUUUGACCUUAAAGCAUGGGUUUGUGUUUCAGACGAAUUUGAUCUUGUCACGAUAACGAAAACAAUUGUUAAAGCAAUCGAUUCUGGGGCUUCUGAUGACAAUGAUUUGAAUCUGCUUCAACUUAAACUGAAGGAGCGACUUAGCGGGAAGAAAUUCUUACUUGUCCUUGAUGAUGUUUGGAACGAAAACUUUACUGAUUGGGAUAAGCUACAAACUCCAUUCGUUGUUGGCCUAAAUAGGAGUAAGAUUAUUGUAACUACAAGAAGUAAUAACGUUGCAUCAGUCAUGCAUUCAGACCGUAUUCAUCAUUUGGGACAGUUAUCCUUUGAGGACUGCUGGUCGCUAUUUGCAAAACAGGCAUUUAAAAAUGGAGAUUCUAGUCGGCAUCCAAAGCUAGAAGAAAUUGGCAAAGAGAUUGUAAAAAAGUGUAAAGGAUUGCCUUUGGCUGCAAAGACCCUCGGGGGUGCCUUAUAUUCAGAAUUACGAAUAGAAGAAUGGGAAAAUGUAUUGAAUAGUGAAACUUGGGAUUUACCAAAAGAUGAAAUUCUCCCUGCCUUAAGGUUAAGCUAUUCUUUCCUUCCUUCACAUUUAAAGCAGUGUUUUGCAUAUUGCUCAAUUUUUCCUAAAGACUAUGAAUUUGAAAAGGAAAACUUGAUUCUAUUAUGGAUGGCAGAAGGUUUUUUAGAACAAUCUGUUGGCAAGAAAACAAUGGAAAAGGAGGGGGAUGAGUACUUUCAUGACCUAGUGUCAAGGUCAUUUUUUCAGAAGUCUAGUAGCCACAAAUCAUAUUUUGUAAUGCAUGAUCUCAUCAACGACUUGGCCCGACUUGUUUCCGGAAAAUUUUGUGUUCAGUUGAAGGAUAGGAAGAUGAAUGAAAUUUCUGAAAAGUUUCGCCACUUAUCAUAUUUUAGAAGUCGAUAUGAUCUCUUUGACAGAUUCAAUACCCUUACUAACAUCAAUGGCCUUCGGACCUUCUUACCCUUGAACCUAGACUAUUCGCCUAGGUAUCACUUGAUGGAUAAGACUUUAAAGAAUGUGCACCCAUACAAUUAUAGUGUUUUACCAGGGUUUCGAUUAAGUAAUAGAGUUCCAAAUGAUUUAUUAUCGAAAAUUCAAUAUUUGCGAGUGUUGUCAUUGUCUUACUAUCGGAUAAUUGAUUUGCCUGAUACGAUUGGAAAUUUGAAACACUUGCGCUAUUUGGACCUUUCCUACACAUUCAUCAAAAGGUUACCGGAUUCAAUUUGUAGUUUGUAUAAUUUACAAACAUUAAUAUUAUCUUUUUGUCGUUGUCUUGUUGAAUUGCCUGUAAUGAUGAGCAAAUUGAUUAGGUUGCGCCAUCUUGAUAUUAGGCAUAGCCAAGUGAAAGAGAUGCCAAGUCAAAUGGGUCAAUUAAAAAGUUUACAAAAAUUGACUAAUUAUAGAGUGGGCAAGAAGAGUGGGACAAGGGUUGGAGAGUUGAGGGAGCUUUCCCACAUUUGUGGCAUUCUUAGCAUUGAAGAGCUACAGAAUGCGGUCGAUGGUGGGGAUGCCUCAGAGGCUAAUUUGGUAGGCAAGCGGUACCUGGAUGAUUUGCAGUUGGAGUGGAAUGACGGAUAUGGUGUUGAACAAAAUGGAGCAGACAUAGUGCUGAACAACUUACAACCUCAUUCAAAUUUGAAGAGACUCACGAUUCACGGGUAUGGUGGUUUAAGAUUUCCAGAUUGGUUGGAAGGUCCUGCAAUCCUGAUCAAUAUGGUGUCCCUGCGUCUCUGGCGUUGUAAGAAUGUGUCAGCCUUCCCACCGCUUGGACAACUACCCUCUCUUAAACAUUUAUAUAUCAAUGGGGCGCAGGAAGUAGAAACGGUCGGUGCUGAGUUUUAUGGGACUGAUUCUUCCUCAACUAAGCCUUCCUUUGUUUCCCUAAAAGCUCUAUCAUUUGAUUAUAUGCCAAAAUGGGAGAAAUGGUUGUGUUUGGGAGGCCAGGGUGUAGAAUUCCCUCGUCUCAAGGAGCUUUAUAUACAGUAUUGUCCCAAGCUAAAAGGGGACUUGCCAAACCAUCUGCCAUUGUUGACGAAACUAGAGAUUAAAGAAUGUAAGCGGCUUGUGGCUCCACUUCCAAGGGUUCCAGCCAUCCGGGAAUUAACGACGAGGAAUAAAGGCCGUGUGUCUUUGAUGAGCCCAGCUAGUGAUUUCAUUUGUCUUGAGAGUUUGAUUACUUCUGACAUCUCACAGUGGACGGAACUGCCACCAGUACUGCAGAAGCUCUCGAUUGAAAAAGCCGACUCUUUGGAGUCCCUACUGGAGGAGGAAAUAUUGCAAAGCAAUACUUGUCUUCAAGAUUUGACAAUCACAAAAUGUUCUUUUUCCAGAACCUUGCGCAGAGUUUGUUUGCCCAUUACAUUGAAAUCAUUGCGUAUCUAUGAAUCGAAGAACCUAGAGUUGCUCCUACCUGAGUUCUUCAAAUGUCACUUCUCUUUACUUGAAAGGUUGGACAUCCUCGAUAGUACUUGCAAUUCUCUCUGCUUCCCGCUCAGCCUAUUCCCAAGGUUGACUCGUCUUCGGAUCCUCAGGCUCAAAGGCCUUGAAUCCCUCUCCUUUUCAAUUUCAGAGGGGGAUCCUACAUCUUUUGAUUACUUGUCCGUCAUUGAGUGCCCAAAUCUUGUGUCUAUUGAAUUGCCAGCGCUCAAUUUCUCACGAUCUUUCAUCGGCCAUUGCAAGAAUCUCAAGUCGCUGUUGCACAAAGCUCCAUGCUUUCAGUCAUUAGCAUUGGAAGGUUGUCCUGAAUUGAUAUUCCCAAUACAGGGUCUUCCCUCCAACCUAACUUCACUUUCAAUUAUAGACUCUGAAAAAUUCAGAUCCCAGAUGGAGUUGGGUCUGCAAGGUCUGACGUCUCUUAGACAUUUCAGCAUUUUAAGUGAAUGUGAAGACUUGGAGCUAUUUCCAAAGGAAUGCCUGCUGCCCUCCACCCUUACCUCUCUCGAAAUCUCACAUCUUCCAAAUCUCAGGUCUCUGGACAGUAAGGGGCUUCAAUUGCUCACCUCUCUGCAAAACUUGGAUGUCAGAAAUUGCCCGAAGCUCCAAUCCUUGACAGAAGAGGGGCUGCCCACGUCCCUCUCUUUUCUAACAAUCGAAAACUGUCCGUUGCUGAAAGAACGGUGCAACUUUGGGACAGGUGAAGAUUGGCACCAUAUAGCUCACAUUCCACACAUUUUGAUUGAUGACCAACUUUUGCAAUGAAGGCUUUGUACAUGUUUCCUGAAGCUGGUGCACCAAGCAGCUCUAUGUAUGAAGGGAUCAAUUCUGACGUGUGGCUAAUUAGACUCCUGAUCAGAUCUUGAUAAUCUGAUUUAAAAUCAUCGUAAAUCAGGUUUAACAUAUGGGCAUCGACACUUUCUGAAAGACUCGAAGUAGCUCUCCAGGCUAUCAAUUUGAUUUGCAAAAUGCUACAGAUGUGGCUGUUCAAUUCUCACAUCAACGAAUUGUUCAUAUAUCCCAAGCUUUUAGCCUUGAGUUUCUCAACAUUGUCGGAGGCUUUUGGCAACUGUCCAACCAUUUCAACUCCCUUCAAGAAUUGUUCAAUAUGCUUCUGCCUUCAAUUUAAGAUUUUUUACUCAAGUCUAGAAGGGUUAUUUGGGAACAGAUACCUGCAACAAUGUCUUAUUUUUUCCAAAAAGCAAUGGGAGCAGCUCGGAGAACUUCUAAGAAGAAACAAAGUUUCCUUGCAACAACUGAAAACAUAUCUUUUGGAGCAGUCCCAGGAGGAAGAUUUGCCAUUGCCUGCCCAUGCAAUAGACGGGUCUUUAGUUGCAAUGCUCUCCUCGUCGUCCUUCUUGCUAUGGCGAUGAAUCCAAUGAUCUCCCUCUUCAGUCGCAGCAACAAACCCUGCCACUAUGCGGAGUUUUCUGUAAGCAUGGGAUGCUUAUCUGCUUCACCAUUUUUCAUUUUAGGUUUGAGGUAGCCAGCUUGUAGGGCACAAAUCUGAAGUAAGUUCAUUCGAACUCAACAGAACCUUGGAUGCAUUUUCCUUUGAUGACUAAAUGACAACCUAUCUUAAUCCUUGCUUUUAAAUCCUCUGGUGUGUGGACUGAAAUGGUCCCAUAAUGAUAGAGAACUUGCAUCAAGUGGUAAUGAUAAUCAGCAUUCUUAGCAACCAGUUUUGAAGUUGACAGGGCACACAGCUACUGUGAAAGACAUAGCUUGGUCACCUCACCAGAGUGGCCUCCUUGCAUUUGGAGGUGGGACUGCGGAUCAGUAUAUCUGCUUCUGGAGUACCACAAGUGGGAAUCAAUUAAACCAUGUUGACAUAGGAAGCCAGGUAUAUAAUCUGGCAUGGAGUAAGAUGUGAACGAGGUAGUCAGCACUCAUGGCUAUUCCCAAAAUCAGAUUAUGGUCUGGAAACAUCCAUCAAUGACAAUGGUUGUAGCUCUAAUUGGUGAUAGUUUGCGGGCACUCUACCUAUUUACAGAUGCAUAAGUGAAUUCCAUAAACAAUAGUGAGUGCAGCAGGGGAUGAGACAUUGCAGUUUAGGAAUAUCUUCCCUUCCAUGAAAACACCAGUAAGCAUGACGAAACUUUGAAAAAACAAUUAGUGGUUAACUUCCAUCAUCCAAAUACAGUUGUUUGGUCAUUGGGACAAAGGCAUAUUUGAUGAAAAUUCUGCACAUAUGGACAGAGAAGUGGCGUAGAGACAGAAUCAACUUGCAGCUUGGUACUCUCAGUAAGCUAAUGCCUAAGUCUAAAAAGAUAUGAAGCUAAAAGAAAUUUCUCAUUCAACUACGAUGACCAAAGUUGUAGAAAUUUCUCAUAUUGUAGUCUUCUUCUGAAUCAGAUAAAAGUCAAGAGACUUUCUCACGAUGAUUCUGGUUCACUUGGAUAGACCUGAAGCCAAGAACGAACGCCAUUGGGAAGGAGAUGCAGAGAGGCUUACAAAACACUUUUGUAGCUAUUAUCAUUGGGGUUGGAUGAUAACUUCCAUUUGGCUGUGAAGAAGGUAGAUGGUAGAGGCCAGGAUGCUGAGAGAGAAUUUGAGAUGCUUGUCCUGGACUCUGCUGAGUCUCUGAUCUUCCAAGUGAAAAGCCCUGCAGAAACGCUUCUGAUCAUGCCUUGGAGACACAUGCAUUCUUAGCAACCAGUAUUGAAGUUGACAGAGCACACAGCUGCUGUGAAGGCCAUAGCUUGGUCACCUCACCAGAGCGGCCUCCUUGCAUUUGGAGGUGGGACUGCCAAUCUGUAUAUCCGCUUCUGGAGUACUACAAAUGGGAAUUAAACCAUUUUGACAUAGGAAGCCAGGUGUGUUUUCAACUUUUGUGGGGUUGCAAAUCUAACUGGUCACAGUUUGCGAGUACUCUAUCUUGCCAUGUCAUCAGAUGGUCAGACAACAGUGAUUGGAGCAGGGGAUGAGACAUUGCAGUUUAGGAAUAUCUUCCCUUCCAUGAAAACACCAGCACCAGUCAAAGAUACAGGUGUUUGGUCAUUGGGAUGAAGGCAUAUUUGAUGAAAACUCUGCACACAUGGGCACAAAUCUAAAGUAAAAUUUAGCUGUGUUGUUUAUAUUUAACCACAGCCAGGCAGAGAAGUGGCGUAGGGACAGAAUCAACUCACAACUUGCUACUCUCGGUAAGCUAAUCCCCAAGUCUAAAAAGAGAUGAAGCUAAUCCCCAAGUCUGAAAAGCUGCUUGUCUUGGACUCGGCUGAGUCUCUGAUCUUCCAAGUGAAAAGCCCAGCAGAAACGCUUCUGAUCAUGCCUUGGAGACACAUGAUAGGUAGUGGUCAUUUUUGAAGUUCUCCAAAGAUCAAAUGACUUGCAGACUUGUUCACUGAUGUUUAUGAUGUUCCACUAUCAAUCCUCUUCAAGCAAGAACGGCAGCUUAGAGAAACCAUCAGGAGGCACCCACAAGACUACCCCUCUGAUGUUCUUGUUUAGGCCAUGCUUGUGGAUGAAGAUCUCGGAAUUCUAACUUUGGAAAGAUUUAAAUUUCAGAAAUGGCCAUGGGAAGCUUAUAAAGUUGUAUUGGAUUUAAAGUUG